Molecule: messenger RNA, 894 nt
Organism: Moneuplotes crassus
Lineage: Eukaryota; Ciliophora; Spirotrichea; Euplotida; Euplotidae
Source: the annotation of a GenBank genome assembly
CAAUGAAGCCCUUGAAGAAGAGAGUAAGGCAAAAGAUAUCAACAUUAUGGAGCUAAAGGAAGAAAUUGAAGAACUAACAAGGAAGCCUGAAGAUGCAUGUGAACACAAUAAGUCCAUCAAACAAAACCUCGUCUCUCUAAUUCAAACUUUCUCCAACCGAGAAGUCACCAGCCUCUUAAAAGAUUGGGAAGUUUAUGAUGAAGAUAACUUAAAAGAUAAAGAGAUAAAGUUUGAUCAGAAGACUUGACUUACUCUUGAUCUCGAGAAUGAUAACCAUCUGGAGUUCUUAACUAAAAUUAACAAAAGAAUUCCAGACUGAAGAUCCAUUAGUAUUGCUUCCAUACCUGGAGAGAAUGAAGUUGUUAAGACUUUCCUCAGGCUUUAUUUCCCCAACAAGGUUGAACACUUUCAUUUCAAUGAAGAUUCAGAUUUAAGUGGUUGUCUUUCUUUCUACAUGACCGAACUGGAAGCAUUGAGUUCGAAGGUUGAGGAAAGAUUUUGGAUUUGUAAUUUUGAGGUCAGCCAGCACCAGAUGAAAACACUCUUAGCGAAAUACAAACGCAAGAGAUGGUUUGGAUUUUAUAACUGCAAACUAGCCCUGUCCUCGGUGCCUGACUUCGGAGGAACUCUCAAAGGAAGUCAAUUGGAAAUAUUAGAUUUGCACUGUUGAGGAAUAAGUGAUCUUGGAGAUUGGGAGAACAACCCGGCCCACUUUAAAAACUUAAUCGAGGGUUUGGCCAAGGAACAGGAUUUUAAGAAUAAUUUGAAACAUAUUUUGAUGUGGGGGUGAGGAAUGGAGAAGAGUCAGGUUGAAGAGAUCCUGAAGAAAUACGAGUUUGGAGAGGUUCAAAUUUCUAUAUAAAGAGAUGAAAGCCAAGAAAUAAGUUUUUAAGA